CGCACUGAGGCGCUACACGCGUUACCGGCUCUGGGGUGAGACACGUGAUCUAAGCAGCCGCCGGGAUGCAGCACGAUGAUGUUAUCUGGGAUGUGGUUGGGAACAAGCAGUUCUGUUCAUUCAAAAUAAAAACAAAGACACAGAACUUCUGCCGCAAUGAAUACAACAUAACUGGGCUGUGCAAUCGCUCAGCCUGCCCCCUAGCCAACAGCCAGUAUGCCACCAUCAAAGAGGAGAAAGGCAUCUGCUAUUUGUAUAUGAAGACCAUAGAGAGAGCAGCCUUUCCAGCUCGGAUGUGGGAGAGGGUACGACUGAGUAAGAAUUACGAGCAGGCGCUGGAACAGAUCGACGAGAGCCUGAUCUAUUGGCCGCGCUUUAUCAGGCACAAGUGCAAGCAAAGGUUCACCAAAAUCACCCAGUACUUGAUCCGCAUCCGCAAGCUCACACUCAAGAGGCAGCGCAAGCUGGUUCCCCUAAGCAGGAAGGUGGAGAGGAGAGAAAAGCGGAGAGAGGAAAAGGCCCUGGUGGCUGCCCAGCUGGACAAUGCGAUAGAGAAGGAAUUACUGGAGCGUCUCAAACAGGGAGCGUAUGGAGAUAUCUAUAACUUCCCCAUUCAAGCUUUUGAUAAAGCACUGGAACAACAGGAAGAUGCAAGUGCCUCUGAGUCAUCUGAGGAAGAAGAGGAGGAAGAUGAUGAAGAGAGCGGCAAGAGGGAGUUUGUGGAAGAUGAAGAUGUUGAUGAAAGUGACCUGAGUGAUUUUGAGGACAUGGAUAAACUUGGGGCCAGCAGUGAAGAGGAAAAGUCUUCCGGUGAGGAAGAGUCAUCUGAGGAAGAAGAAGAAAAGGCCCCCAAAGCAAAGUCAAAAGGCAAAGCCCCAGUGAAAGGACAAUUAAUCAGGAAACGCCAGCAUGUGGAGAUAGAGUACGAACAAGAAACAGAGCCACAGCAUAAAGCCAAAGUGACAUAAAUCCACCACCUGAGGCGCUUGCAACUGUUCAGAACUCUCUUUUCUAAAUAAACCCCUAUUCCCCACCCGGCCCACUGUUUUGUAAUUCAAAGAUGAACUGUAAGAACAGCCCCUCAUUGUGCCCUGCACUCGCCAUCAGAAUUACUGGGGUUUGGAGGAAGGAACCAACAAAAAUAACGGUUUUGAUAUAUCAGGGCUUGUAACAUAUGGGGUUAUGUUCUUAAUGAUAUCACACGUGAAUGUGGCUCUUUAACCCACUUUUGCUGUAAGUUUGACAUUCCUGCCUCUAGGUGCUGUUUUAUAGAGAGUUCAGUGGUUUUUAGAUACCUAGAUCAGGAAAGUGACCAAUACAGAGUGGUUGAGUCCAUGCAAAUUAAAAUGACUGCUCAGAUUACCAAA
Messenger RNA from Xenopus tropicalis (tropical clawed frog), 1367 nucleotides. It is a transcript of the gene mak16, whose product is annotated as MAK16 homolog. Lineage: Eukaryota; Metazoa; Chordata; Amphibia; Anura; Pipidae. The transcript is spliced from 10 exons. The record is from RefSeq and is marked provisional. Bases 66 to 968 code for a protein of 300 amino acids. Gene Ontology annotation, cellular component: nucleolus.